CUCUAGUAAAGCAAUAAAAAACAAAUAACAAAAUGGUGGGAGUAAAUGUAGAUUCCAGCUCCGAUGAGCUGUCAUCGAAAAAUAAUGUGAUGAUCAAAUAUAUGCUGAAGCAACGUGAAAAUCAUGCGAGGGCACAAAAACACGACUACUCACACGUCUUUAGGCGGAAGACACGCUUCGAGAUGUUCCGAUUGUCAGCCAUAGCGAUGGGUAUUGAAUUUGCCUAUGCCGCUGAAACGUCAUUCGUAUCACCGAUUCUCUUGCAGAUUGGUAUCGAUCACAAACACAUGACCAUGGCAUGGGGUCUAUCGCCACUGAUUGGAUUUUUUGUAUCACCAUUUUUGGGUUCGGUCAGUGAUCGUUGUCAUUUGAGUUUUGGUCGACGUAGACCCAUCAUCACAUUGCUUUCGGUGGGUAUUUUGGUUGGCUUAAUAUUGGUUCCAUAUGGCAAAGAUUUGGGCCUUUUGCUGGGCGAUGAAGGUUACACUAUGAGUAAUGUAUCGUUGCCGUUAAAUGGUAACUAUACGGUUCAUGAUGGCAGUGUGUCAGCACAAAUGGCAUUGGAUCCAGAUGAGGGAUUUUCAGCGUCGAAAUUUAAAUUUGCCGCCAUUUUGACAAUAUUGGGUAUGGUUCUGUUGGAUUUCGAUGCGGAUACAUGUCAAACACCGGCUCGGACAUAUUUGUUGGAUAUGUGUAUCCCCGAGGAUCAGCCAAAGGCUUUGACCAUGUUCACACUAUUUGCUGGAGUAGGUGGCACUAUUGGCUACGCCAUUGGCGGUAUCGAUUGGGAAAGUACAAAUAUUGGUUCCUUCCUUGGUGGCAACAUUCCGACAGUCUUUGCUCUGGUGACCGUUAUAUUCUUCUUUUGUUAUUUACUCACUGUGACCACAUUCCGUGAAGUACCGCUGAAAUUAAUCGAACAGGAUGAUAUGUUGAGACCGCUGUCGGCCAAGGCCAUUAAGAAGGAAUUACAGAAAAAUAAUACCAAUGUGUUCUAUAUACAUGAGAAUUCCACCAUGGAUGCAGAAGCCGCUGCUGCAGCCGCAGCUGAGAAAUAUACCGUCAUCGAUCGUUAUCAAGGUGCUGGUGAAACGACAUCAAAUGGUGUUUCCAAUGGUCAUGCCAGUAAUGGCACACAACUACCUCCACCCGCACCAAAACUCUCCUCUAAGGCCAUUGAUAUCAAAGAAAUCGAUGACGACGAUAAACCCGUUUCGCUGAAGAAAUAUCUGAAAAGUAUAUUUGUUAUGCCCAAGUCAAUGAGAAUUUUGGCUUUGACAAAUCUUCUCUGUUGGAUGUGUCAUCUCACCUAUUGUCUGUACUUUACGGACUUUGUUGGUGAGGCUGUUUUUCAUGGUGAUCCAAUGGCCGCUCCCGGUUCCCAGGAGGCAGAAUUGUAUGAAGCUGGUGUUCGUUUUGGUUGUUGGGGUAUGUCCAUUUAUGCCCUUUCGUGUUCCGUCUAUUCGAUGACUGUGGAAAAACUCAUGAAGUGGUUUGGUACCCGAGCCGUCUAUAUCAGUGGCAUCUUGUUUUAUGGCGUUGGAAUGUUAAUUUUGGGACUCUGGCCCACCAAAUGGGGUGUUUUGUUCUUUAGUACCUCAGCGGGUAUUUUAUAUGGAACCAUAUUUACAAUGCCUUAUAUAUUGGUGGCAAAAUAUCAUGCCAAGAAUUGCUUCCGUGUUCGCGAUGGUGAAACCGUACCACUCAAACAGACCCGUGGCCUUGGCACUGAUGUGGCCAUCAUUAGCAGCAUGGUAUUUAUUGGCCAGCUGAUUGUAUCGGUGAUUGUUGGUCCGGUGGUUGCCUGGAUGCAAACCACUUGCGCCAUUCUAUAUCUGUCCACAAUUUUGGCAUUCUUUGCCGCCAUCUCUGCCAUGUUUGUGUUGUAUGUUUAAAUGA
Messenger RNA from Musca vetustissima, 1899 nucleotides. RefSeq names its product proton-associated sugar transporter A (gene Slc45-1). The coding region runs from base 33 to 1895 and encodes 620 amino acids. The record is from RefSeq and is a predicted model, not a curated record. Gene Ontology annotation, molecular function: sucrose:proton symporter activity. The transcript has 6 exons. NCBI's taxonomy places the organism in Eukaryota, Metazoa, Arthropoda, Insecta, Diptera, Muscidae. Gene Ontology annotation, cellular component: membrane.